GCAGGGGAUUGGGGGGGAAGGAAAAAGGGAGUAGAAGGAAAGGAAAGGGACAGAGAGCCUGGGGGAACACCUAGACUAAAGUUUGGUUCAGUGAUAAGAAUAAUGAGGCAGUAAAGGACAAUGAGAAAGAGGAGUCAGACAGGUAGUAGGGAACCAGAGAACUUGGAUGGAGAGAGCAUUGAAGUAAAAAGUAUGGUCAACAACAUAAAAUGCAGAAGAGAAGGUUGAGAAAUUUGAAAACAGAAAAGACCCUCAGAUUUGGCAACUUUGGAGAGAGCUGUUCCGGUUGCUGAUGAGGUUGCCAGCCAGACUGCAAAGAUUUAAGGGGCAAGAGGAAAGUUAACAAUGAGAAUCUGUCCCUUUGCUUAGGUUUAAGAUGCAGCUGUUGUGGUAGGAAAUCUGGUCCAGCAAGCCCCCAGCGCCCCCUUUUUACUUUCCCAGCCCGGAGGCACUGUUUUUUGACUGGAGCUUUCAACAAGUGGUUCUUCCAGAGAGGUCAGUUCUGGGGAAAGGAGCAAGAGUCCCAGGAUGCACCGCGGGGGUCCAGCAACAGCUGUCGUGGGCAGAAGGACUUAAGUGGGGUCUGAGCCGGGUGCAGGUGCUGAGGACUCAGGCGGAGUCGGAGCGUAGGCGGGAGCCGGAGUCGGGCCGACCGGGAGGCAGACAGAGUUAGAGCAGGAGCCGGAGCCGGAGCCGGAGGCAGAGUUAGAGCAGGAGCCCGAGCCCGAGCCGGAGCCGGAGCCGGAGCCGGAGGCAGAGUUAGAGCCCGAGCCGGAGCCCGAGCCGGAGGCAGAGUUAGAGCCCGAGCCGGAAGCAGAGUUAGAGCUCCAGCCGGAGCCGGAGGCAGAACCAGGUGGAAGGACUUUGCGAGAGCAGUAGCAGCCCAGCCAGGGAGCCUGAGCGCGGGCCGGCUACUCUCUCAACUCCUUCUUGGGACCGGAACCGCGGCCAGCCUCCGGGACGCGGGACUCCCGGCCUUCCUCGCAGACUGGCGACUGCAUUGCAGGAGGGAGGAGGGAGCGUGGGCGAAGAAGGGUGCAGACUGUCCCAUUCCCCUCCGCCCAGUCUUGGGGGGAGGGGAGCGGGGGCAGAAGCCGCUGCGUCCUCGGACUCGGGAAGCAGACGAAAAAAUCAUGGCCAAAGCGACUCCUGUUAAGGUGUCUGUGACAUUUGAUGAUGUGGCUGUAUAUUUCUCAAAGCAUGAAUGGAAGAAACUGGAAUGGUCCCAGAAAGAACUUUAUAAGCACGUGAUGAAGACUAAUUAUGAAACCUUGAUCUCUUUGGAUUAUACUAUUCCCAAACCAGAGUUGAUAUCCCAUAUUGAACAAGGAAAGGAACCAAUUUUCAAGAAUAGAGCAAAUUUGAAGACAAGUGUGAGAACAAUUCAAUCCGGCACUGAUGAACUGCGUAACUGCAACAACAUUCAGGAACAGCAAUCUGGUAAUGAUCAGCUACAUAACUUCAACAGCAUUGAGGAAGAACAAUCUAUCCUUGGAAACCAGAGAAAAGCAAAGGAACGCCAUUUUGGUGAUCCUAAAACCCAAAACUUAUCUGGAUCUUCAUCAUUAAAAAAUAGAAAUAUUUUCUGCAGACCUAACCAAAGAAACACUUUGAGAAACUUUUCCUCUCAAAAUACAGAGCCUUCAAUACCAGAACCCAACAGCACUAAGGGAUCCACUGAGAGGUUGGAUGACUCCCGGGGGAAUGUCAGUUGCCAGGAAGCCCCCUCUGGACAUAGAUUCUAUCCCUGCCAUGUGUGUGGGAAAAGCUUCCAGUUCAAAAGUCACUUGGUAAAACACCAAAGGAGCCAUACAGAUAAUCAAUGCAAGUGCCCAAAGUGCAAGGAGAAAUUCGGCAAGCAAUCUGACUGCAGACAGAAAGGAAAGAACAAAAAAAAGAGAAGGAACAGAAAAAGAAUCUAUGAGUGCAGUGAGUGUGGUAAGAGCUAUUGCUUGAAGAGGAACCUGAAUGCCCAUCAGCGUAAACACAAUGGGGAGGAUUUCUUUCAGGGAUCUGAAAGGAAUAAGAACUUCACACGGAAGAUCAACCUAAAGAGGUCUGACCGCACACUCAGCAGGAGGAAUGUCUUCACUUGUAGGGAGUGUGGGAAAAGCUUCUGCCAGGAGUCUUAUCUGCGAACCCAUCUAAGCCUGCAUAAGGAGGAAAAGCUAUUUAUCUGUGGUGAGUGUAACAAGUGCUUUUCUUAUCAGUACAAGUUCAUUGAACAUAUCAGGGUUCAUACUGGGGAGAAGCCCUUUCAAUGUACCAACUGUGGAAAGAGCUUCCGCCUAAAGGUUAAUCUGAAGAUCCACAUGAGCCUGCAUAAUGGGAUUGAUCCUUACCGCUGCAGUGAGUGUAAAAAGACCUUUGCUCACAAAUCAAGCUUGGUUAGACACGUCAGAAGACUUCAUAGACUGGAUAGGCCUUUUAAGUGUCCCGAGUGCGACAAGACCUUCAAAAGGAAGACGACCAUGAAACUUCAUUAUAGCCUGCACAAAGGGGAAAAGCCAUUCCCUUGCACAAAGUGUGACAAGUGCUUUAGCCAACAAAUUAAACUCACAGAACACCUGAGAGUCCACACUGGGGAGAAACCUUACCGGUGUCCUGACUGUGGCAAAAAAUUUCGCCUGAGGAGAAGUAUGGUGGCCCAUCAGAGUGAACACAAUGGCAUGAAGUCCUUCAUCUGUGGGGAGUGUGGCAAGAGAUUCCUCAUGCAAUACAUGCUCACAGAACACUUCAGGGUCCACAGUGGAGAGAAGCCCUUUCAGUGUGGUGAAUGCGGUAAGAACUUUACCAGAAGAACUAACUUGAAUGCCCACAUGCGUAUCCAUACUGGACAAAAGCCCUUCUCCUGUAGCCAGUGUGGCAAAUGUUUCCCCCAUCAUUCUAAGCUCGCUCAGCACCUUCAAGUUCACAACAAGGAAAAAACUUUCCAGUGUCCUGAAUGUAAUAAAAGUUUUCGCCAGAACAGAAGUCUGAAGGCCCACAUGAGCCAACACAGUGGGGAGAAGCCUUUCACUUGUAAAGAGUGUGGCAAAAGCUUUGCCUUGCAGCAUGUCUUCAAUGAACACGUCCGGGUUCACAGUGGGGAAAAGCCCUUUCAGUGUCCUGAAUGUAACAAGUGUUUCUAUAGGAAGACUACCAUGAAGGUCCAUCAGAGCAGACAUCAACAGAAGAAGUCAUACCCAUGUCCCAAGUGUGAUAAAUGUUUUUCCCAGCGUUGUGAACUCACUGAACAUGCUAAAUCUCACCAAAAAAAAGAGGCCUUCCAGUGUUCUGAAUGUGACAAGAGCUUUUCUCAGGAAAAAUCUUUGAAAGUCCAUGAAAAUCUGCACAAAGGAGAGAAUACACUUUCCUGUGAUCAAUGUGGUAAAAAUUUCACCCGCAAGUGUGAACUAAGUAGACACAUCAAGAUCCACACUAGGAAGGAAUCUUUCCAGUGUCCUGACUGUAAAAAGAGCUUUGUCCAUAAGUCAUCCUUGAGGGCUCACCACCACGUACAUAAGAAGGAAAGACCGUUCUUGUGUUCUGAUUGUGGCAAAAGCUUUGCUUAUGUGGGUGCAUUCAAUACCCACACUGCAGCCCAUGCCAAGGAGAGAGCCAAGACUUCUAGGUCAGAGAAGAAUUCCAGGUCAGAAGUGGUACCCAAUAGUGCCAGCUCUUUGGAGCAAUAAUCAGAUGGGUGGAUAGUUCAGAAGAAAUAAAAGACUGAUUAGAUUUGAAAAAUCUGAGAGACCAUAAAGUACCUUCCUUCUAAAGCCUUAUUGAAGCCUCUCUUUGCCCUUUCCUAACAAUAAUUUUUCAUUUGAGUUCACAUUGCUCUUAUUGAUUCCUUUAGUGCCUUCUAAAGGUGUGAACAAUCCUUUACCCAUUUGAUCCUUCUUUCUUCCUCUCCUCCAGGAAUUUCAUAAUCUUAUAUGCAUCUUAUAUACUAAAAAAGACCAGGAAUGAGGACAUAUGAAGGGGUUGAAACUGUCCCUUACAAUGAUACAGUCUCAAUUUCCCUUUUCUAGAAUUCUUUAUUUAAAUUUAACAGGAUCUAUCCUAUAAAUUAAUAAUUGUUUAAUAGGAAACAGAUUUCUGGAAAAAAGUUCUAUGAGUUAUUUUUUUUUAAGUAAUGACAUCAUCCUAGAUUUUAGGAUAGUUAUCCUCUUAAGUCUUAAAUAUUCCCUUCAGAGUUGUAUUAAAUCUUUCUACCAGGAAAUGACAUUGUUGGUGACAAACAGGCUUUACAUUUAAUUCCAGUUUACUUCCACAGGUAUUUAUCACUUCUGAAAAAUCUGUUAGGAUCACUAAAGAAAAUCCCAGAUGGAAAAAAAAAAUUCAAUAAAACCUUAGCUACUUUUUGUUCCUUUGUGGAGUCCAACAUUAGUGCUUUUGAAUACCUUGUGGCAUAAACUACCAUAGCAUGAGUUGUUGUUGUUAUUUUAAUGGUAAAUGGGCUUAAGGAACACACCUACUUGGACCUAUGUAUUCCAUAGAAAAAUUUUCUUAAGAAUGGGCAAAUAGAUAAAGCUUUACUUUGGUGUUCAUUUUUGAACAUUCUCAAAAGACUUAGAAUUUUGCCACCUGCUGUAUUUUCUUAGGCCAGAAGAAAUUUAGAAACUGCCUUUUGAUUUUUAAUACCUGGAUUAUUUAUCAAUAUGUAUAUUUAAUAUAUAUAUAUAUUUAUAUAUAGGUGCAUUGUGCAUAUAUAAAGAUCCUUAUACAGAUGUAGCUUUAUUUUGAUAGAUAUAUUUCUACAUACAGUAAACAAUGACCAAUUCAACAAUCCUUUUAUGUGUUACACAUUUGUUUCUGGAGUUUCCUUCAUAACACUUAGUUAAGUUUGAAAAGUUUUCAUAAUCUGCUGCUUUCCAAUUAUUUGCUCUUUUGAAGCCCACAGUUACUGAUAAAGCUAACUUGAGAUUGUUGAUCAAAGAUUAUACAUUACUUUUCCUUAUAAAUUUCUUGAAAUUUGGCCUCUGCUUUUUAUUUCUAAAGAGAUAAAUCUCUUCUCCCCAUAUUUUAAAACACAUUUGAACAGAACUGUUUUAAAAUUAGGAUUUUAAUAGUGGUAAAAAGAAAAAAUAUAGAUAAAAGAUGUAAGAAUUUCAUUGGAAAGAUCAAAAAAGUUUGUUUGGACCAAACUAGAAAUAGCCUAUAAAAUUUUCAAUCAGUAAAUAUUUACUGAAUUUCUAUUAUGUACAAAGGACCUUCCUCUAUCCCCAGUUAGCUUUUGGUUAUGUGGGUUAUAGCCGCUGAUGUGUUCUAUAGUAGGAAUUAAAUUGCCUUAGUAUUAUUAUGCAAAUAAUUUUGACUUUGAGAAUCUUGGAAAGGGGUCUCCAGUCUCCAGGAUUACUGGACCACAGUUUGAAAACUAUUGCUUUAGAUGAUCUUUUAAGUUCCCUUCCUAGUUCUAAAUCUGUGAUCCUACAAUUAUACCUUUGAGGAUUUUUUUUUUUUAAGCCAAAGUGACAAUCAUUAUCUUAGAAAGGACAAUAAAAAUAGACUUGGUGAAGAGAAAGAUACUAUUUUAUGCUCAAAAGCAUUAUAGUUAAUGAGUGAUACUACUUAUGAACAUUUAAAAAAAAAAUCAAAUAAAUUAUAAGACCUAAAUAGAAAGACAGUAAUUAUUAAGGCCUUUCAGAUUUAAGUAAUUCUUUUAAAGAAAUAAAGAAAUUAUAAAUAUGAACACAUUUUUUCUUUCAAAAUCUAGAAAUAACAGCUGUUUGGAGAUUAGUGAAUGGUAAUCUCAAGGAGUAAACCUGUUUUUAGGGUAUAAUCUGCAAUACUCUGCAAAAAUUUAUCAUGUUAUGAUCAUGAUUGGCAUGAGGAAUUCAUAAAUAAAUGCAAGGAAAAAAAGUGGAUGAAGAAUAUCUAUUGUUCAAACCUAGUAUAUUGAUGGACUUUAUUCAUCAAUCUGGAAUAAACAUCACAAAUGGAUUAUCGAAGAUAGAGAACAAGUCAAAUUAUUGUUGGAAAAUAGCAAAGUUAUAAGGACCAAAAGCUUCUCCCUGAAAUAGAUGCCAUUUCAGGUGAUGUAUGGAUGAAAGUCAUGGACAUGAACAAUCUCCAAAAUCAGUUGAAGAUCACCUAAAGGGCAAUAGAGAAGAACACAGUGGACAUGAGGAGGCUACAACAUAUUAUGAACCAGGAGUUACUCAAUGGAAGUGGUUUAACAAAUGUCAUUUAAAAAAAAGUCUGAUCAGAUAAAAGAUGAGCCAGUCACAUAGCAAGAGGAAGGAACAACCAGGGGAUGCACCCAUAGACUCUAUUUUGUUGUCCAGCAUAUUGGGAUCUACUAUUGUUGUGCAAUCAGACCAGUGUUUUAUAAGGUUUUCAUGUUUCAGUGGUGAAGCUGUGUGUAUAUCUCUGCCUUACAUAUGUAUGUUAAUUUGAUUUAGAGAUAAUUGUCUCUUUUUUCCCAGUAAUGGAAUCAAAAGGCAAAUGGAUAUUUGCCUUCAGCACUAUAUGCCUUAGUAUCAUUAUCUGUUAAAAUGAGGGAGUUGAAUUCAAUGACCUCUAAGGUCUCUUUAGCCCUAAAUUUAUAGUUCUAUGAAUUCAGAAAAGAAGAAUUUCACUGGAAGAACUCUCUGAUCAUUCUGAUUAAAGGGCAAAUAAAAUCUUUUUUCAUUUUAUUAUAGUUAAACAUUUGUAAAAUCUCAGAGAAUUUUACCAGACUUUUCUCCCAAUGUCUGGUCAAUAGUUGAGAAGAUUUAUUGUUGAGAAGUUAUUAUAGUUGAGAAGAAUUACAUAGGCCACUGUAAAUUUGUUUAUCAAUAUCUGAGUUUGUGUGAAGAAUUUUUUCCAUAUAAGAAACUAAAGGAUAGCUGAAGUAUUUUUCUAAACUUAUCUCUAUAUUUUACAUUUUUAUUUUAUUUAUUCUAUAAGCAUGAUUGUGAUAUUAAUUUGAUGCUCAAAAAUUUUAAAAAGCUAGAAAAUGGUCUUCAAUUUACUAAUUAGAGCUAUUUCAUCAUUUUUAAAAUUCAUAUUUAUUUCAGUUGCAUAUUAGGACACAGUGUUUUGAUGAGAGAAAGUUCCCUAUGUAGGGUGGGAAUUCAGGAAAUGAAUUAAUUAUUUAGACCGUUCCCUGGAAAGAGAUAAUUUUAUUCUAGAUUUAAAAAAUGGAAAUGUUAUUUCAAUAACCCAGAAGAGCAAUGAGAGCUUUAGAUAGAAAUGGGAAAAAGCUAAAAGAAGUAUGUUUGGAAGCAAAAGUAACAAGUUUUAUUUAUAUGUCUGUGAAACAUUCAAUUUGAAAUGUCAAAUAGAUGAUGAUACAAUGGCCUCAUUCUUUUAUAUAUCAAGAAGAAGAUGAGUAAUUGUAAGUUUUGAUCUCAGGUUAUAUAAAGACUAAUACAAAAUUCACAUUUUUUUUUGCAAGUCUGAACUGGAGAGAAAAUAAAUUCUAUUAAGCAGUUUUGAAUUUUGAUAACAGAAUUGAGAGAUAUAAUAUAGCUGCAAGUAUUCAUCCGUAUAUAGGAGACUUUGUAUUUAGAUAGUGAUGUUUGUAUUACUAUAUAUAUAUUUCUAUUGCAACAGUUUGGCUUAUUAAAGGUUUAAUAACAUAUAUAUUUGCACUUACAGACACAGAUAGGUAUAUUAAUAUUUAAAUAUAUUAUAUAUAUUUAUAAAUUUUUGCCUACCUACUGCAUUCCUGAACUUUUUAAGGAACCUCAAGUUGCUUGUCUAUCCUUCCCCACAGUUAUGUGUAUGAGACAAUCAGCAACUGAAUUGACAAGGCCAUGUUAAAUAGCUAUCUUUACAUGUAUGUUGUGAGUGAUAUAUUUGCUAGGCUAAUCAGAAGCCAGACCAAAUCUCUUUACUAAUUCCUAUUUCCUUCCCACAUAGUGAUAUCCAAAGACCCAGAAGCCAAGAAAAAAUUGCACUUAAACCUUAUCAGUUAAAAUAUUGGCAAACUCAAAUUGGGAAAAAGAAAGCCAGCACUAGCACUCUAAAAAGCUGACCCCCCCCCAAAGUACAAAAUCACAAAGAUGUAGCUGUUGUGUAUGCUGUCUCACAGAUGUUCUGUGCCUUGUGUCAUAGUUCACUUUAAUGAAGGACCAGCCACUAUGAUAUGUGUCCUUGAUGUUGUGCUGAAUUAAAAUAAAGACAAUACGAAUAUUGCUUUCAUUUCUAAGAUGAUGAGGUACAUGAUUUUUCAGUGAAGUGUAGAAAAUUAGAAAUGAGUGGUCAUUUCCAUUAAUCUCAUAUGCCUACCUACUACAAAGCUAAAGCCUCUCAACAACUAUUUUAAUGCAAAUUCAGUGAGAUUCAGGAUACCAAGGUCCUGUGCAAGAAUAAUGGGGCCAUGGAGCUAGGGAAAUGGCAUAGAACUGCAGAGGAUUUGUAUGGACUGGCAAGUGCCUAUUGUUAAAUAUUCAGUAUGAGCAUUUCCAUUUCAGAAAUUGGCAGGACUUGAUUUAUUGUAUUGUUGAUUGUCUAAAUUUAAGAAUGUGAUGGAGAAAAUGUUAAUAAUGCAGAUUAAACUGAAAAGUGUGUUGUACGUACAUAAAUAGUUGUUAAAUGUGUAACAGCAUCCCAUUAGGAUAAUCCACACUGCCUUUCCUCCCUGCCCCACUCUACCAAGUUCUUCUGGUCUUUGGGGAAAAAAAAACAAACAAAAACACGUAAGUGAAUGGGAUAAAUUGAGUGAAGACCUCUCAUAAGAAUGUGGCCUUGACCACCCUAAUUGUGACUUGAGACUUUGUGGUCACAAGUUGAGCUAUAGCUAAAAGCUGCAGGUGUUUAAUUAUUUUAGAUAAAUAUUUCUCCCAUCUCUCCCCACCACACAUCUUUUCAUUAACAUUUAAAUACCUAAUAAGUAAAAUGCAUUCUGGGGUUGAUAUUUAGUCUCUAGGUAAAUUAGAACUCGACAGCCAAUGGAAGAAAAGGUCAGAAGGGGGAGUAAUAGGGGUUUCUGGUUAAGAUCUAUAUAAUCCUGUAUUUGCAGCUUGUGCUUUGCACUUCUUUACUUACCCCUUGUCUAUUGGGAGUUGCCUUUUCUUGUGAAAUCGCAAUAAAUUCUUUUUUGCUUUUUA
Molecule: messenger RNA, 9020 nt
Organism: Antechinus flavipes (yellow-footed antechinus)
Lineage: Eukaryota; Metazoa; Chordata; Mammalia; Dasyuromorphia; Dasyuridae
Product: gastrula zinc finger protein XlCGF58.1-like
Exons: 4
Coding region: 1134-3674 (846 amino acids)
Biological process (GO): regulation of transcription by RNA polymerase II
Molecular function (GO): RNA polymerase II cis-regulatory region sequence-specific DNA binding; DNA-binding transcription factor activity
Source: RefSeq, a predicted model, not a curated record